Molecule: messenger RNA, 4147 nt
Organism: Prinia subflava (tawny-flanked prinia)
Lineage: Eukaryota; Metazoa; Chordata; Aves; Passeriformes; Cisticolidae
Exons: 2
Coding region: 654-2930 (758 amino acids)
Biological process (GO): proteolysis
Molecular function (GO): nucleic acid binding; aspartic-type endopeptidase activity; zinc ion binding
Source: RefSeq, a predicted model, not a curated record
AGUAAUGUGUAGGGGGAGGAAAGUAGAGAACGUACAACUGGAACUUGAUGCAGCUAGCUUGGAACAAGCUUCUGUAAACAGCUCCAUGCUAUUGUUUUAACCAAAUCAAGUGUAGAUCAGGGUAGAAGCGUAGGUAUGAUUUAAGAUAGUAACUAAGGAAUAGGAUAAUCAGUAUCUAGGGGUGGGAGUUAGUUAACAUGUGUAUAAUUUAAACUAUAAAAGUCACGAAUCGACUCUGUAUCCUUCGGACAUCAGAUUUGGGUGUAUUAUCACCCCGGUGUCCCGCGCGCUGGAAUAAAGAACCGCAUAUGAUCGCCUCUGUGUAGUUAUAUGUUUUCCUACGCUAACAUUUUUGGCGACCCAGAUGGGACCUUGUGGGCGCAGCCAGGACCCCGCGACCCGAUCACGCUCCAGCCGGCACCGGGUGAUUUCUCGGGGAGCCCAUCGGAGCCGCGACCCUCGCCGCUCACAACGACCCCUGGUGAGAGGUAAGGUUCUUUAUUCUCUGGUCUGGGGGCCUGCCAUUAAGACGCAGCGAAAGCUACGCUUGGUUGGGCAAAAGGAAUUCCUGGUGGUAUUGCCUAGGCAGCCGUCCGUCAGACAUCGUGAAAGCGUUGCAGGUUCGGCAUCUGUGGUUUUUAUGUAUCUGUAAUAUGGAGAAACUAAAAGGGUUAAAAGAGGUUUUGGGCAGCAAUAAUGCCUCUAUACCAAGUUCUUCUCCGUUGGGUUGUUUGUUGGCACAUUGGAAAGAGGGGAACUUCGGUCAGGAAUUACGAAAAGAUAAGUUGAUUGAAUAUUGUAAUGUUCACUGGCCAAAAUACGCUUUGCCUGAAAAUCAGAGGUGGCCGAAAAACGGGUCUUUUGAUGUGAAGGUUAUUAUGCAACUUAGAUCGCUUUGUACACAAGAUGGAAGGGUAGAACAAUUACCAUAUAUUGACUUAUUUCUGUGCUUGCUUGAGAAACCGGUUUUGUGGCUUGACAAAAUGAAAGCAAUGAAGCUUGAGAAUAAUAAGUGUCUGGCUUGCGUCCAAAAUAAGCAUUGUAUGGAACAUGCAGUUUUAAGUGAAAUUUUAGGGAGAAAAAGAGAUGAACUAGAAUCGGAAUUAUUGGUAUCUCCCAUGGCUCCCGGAACCACCACGGCCCCCUCAACACCAAGUUCUACCCCGCUCACCCUGACCCCACCUGAUUCUCUUACACCCCCCUCGCGCGCGCCAGUACAAUAUGUUUCACCCCCACCUUUGUCUGCUGAAGGUAGUUAUCCUCCUCUGCCUGUGCCAGCCGCUCCUCCGCUUGCCCCUCCUCUGCCUGCUCAGAGAACCCCCCCUUCUCCACAUACACCUGCUCAAAGCUAUCCUGCUCCCCCACCCACACCCGCUGAAAGAAGAUAUACUGAUCUUCAAGUAGACAGUGAGCAAAGAAGAACUCAGCUUGCCUUUAUUUUUCUGGGUCAGGCACAGGAAGAUAUUAAGAAAAAGCUACAGAAACUGGAAGGUGAAAAGUUAAGAAACUUAGAUAAACUCCUAGAGGUUGCCUGGGAAGUUUAUAAUAACAGGGACAGAGAAAUUGUCAAGAAACAGGGGCAAAGCCUUUUGGCAGUUUUACAGAGACAGGGGCGGAGACGUAGUAAAGGUGGUCGUGGCGUUAAUAGAGGUGGCUUUGGCAGAAGUUCUGGUCAUGGUAGACUAGGUCUGAAUCAGUGUGCAUAUUGUCGGAUAGAGGGACACUGGAAAAGGGAGUGUCCAAACCGGUUUAGCCAGAAUGGUCAGCCUCAGUUAGACAGUAUGUUUAAUCAAAGUAGUGAGCAUCAGCUGGAUGGUGUAGCCAGGGUCAUGGUUUUACAUGAGAGGGAGCCAGGAUCAAGAGAGCCCAUGGUGACUUUGCAUUUAGAAGGAAAAGACGUAGAUUUUCUCAUUGACACGGGGGCCACACAUUCUGUACUAGAUUAUCUUGAGGGGCAAAUCGGGAACAAGUCAGCAGCAGUCAUUGGAGCCACAGGGAAGGAGGAGGUACGGCCAUUCUUGCAACCCCUAGAAUUGAGCUUUGAAGAUAAGAUCUUGACCCAUGAAUUCUUAUACAUGCCAGACUGCCCAACUCCGCUCUUAGGGCGCGAUCUACUGGCAGCACUGGAGGCAGUAAUUACUUUUGAGAAUAGUGAACUCGUAAUGAAAAUUCCGGAGUCUAAGACAGGAAAGAUUUUGAUGAUAAAAGAAAAACCAAUUUCUAAUAUUCCUAAAGAAGUAGAAGAUGCAGUAAUUCCCUCUGUCUGGGAAACAGAUGUACCUGGAAAAUCUAAAUUGGCACAACCGGUACAUGUAGAGUUAAAAGAAGGAGCAAAGGCUGUACGAAUCAAACAAUACCCUAUAAAACCAGAAGCACGACAGGGAAUAGCAAAGACCAUUGAUAAAUUUUUAAAAUAUCGAAUUCUAGAGGAAUGUAAAUCGGAAUACAACACCCCAAUUUUCCCAGUGAAGAAACCCAAUGGUGAGUAUAGACUUGUACAGGAUUUAAGAGGUAUAAAUGAAAUAACAAAAGACAUUCAUCCAGUGGUUGCCAAUCCCUAUACAUUGUUAGCAUCCGUAAAAGAGAUAUAUAAAUGGUUUACUGUAAUUGACUUAAAAGAUGCUUUCUUCUGUAUACCCCUUGACCAAGAAAGUAGGAAACUAUUUGCCUUUGAGUGGGAACAUCCAGAAAGUGGAAGAAAAACUCAGCUCACCUGGACUCGAUUACUGAUGGGGUACAAGGGGUCCCCCACUCUCUUUGGAAGUCAACUGGCAAAAGAACUGGAAAUCUGGACCAGAGAAGGGCAAGUACCAAGAGACCAAUAUUUAUUACUCCAGUAUGUAGAUGACAUUUUGAUUGCAACAGAGGAAGUUGUAAUUUGGUUAGUUUACAGAAUCCUGAAGAGAGAGAUACAGAAAAAGGCAUCUUAGAACAGGACCAUAAUGAAGGCAUUGGCACGGAACCCAGCACCUUCAAUCUGCAACAACAUCCCGGACAAAGCCUAUGACAACAGAGGAUUUGAAGAUGAACAUCCAGUAUGAACUCUGAAGCCUAAUGGACUGUAUUAAGUGAAAGCAUUUACACUUAGUAUAUUAGAGUGAAAAUACUUUCAAAGGGGGGAAUGUUGGUGGAGGGUUAAAAAAUAUAAUUUCUAGAUUGAGUAAUGUGUAGGGGGAGGAAAGUAGAGAACGUACAACUGGAACUUGACGCAGCUAGCUGGGAACAAGCGUCAGCUUCUGUAAACAGCUCCAUGCUAUUGUUUUAACCAAAUCAAGUGUAUAUCAGGGUAGAAGCGUAGGUAUGAUUUAAGAUAGUAACUAAGGAAUAGGAUAAUCAGUAUCUAGGGGUGGGAGUUAGUUAACAUGUGUAUAAUUUAAACUAUAAAAGUCACGAAUCGACUCUGUAUCCUUCGGACAUCAGAUUUGGGUGUAUUAUCACCCCAGUGUCCCGCGCGCUGGAAUAAAGAACCGCAUACGAUUGCCUCUGUGUAGUUAUAUGUUUUCCUACGCUAACAGUCCCAUUCUCAGAGAAUCUGUGGGUGCCCCAUCCCUGGCAGUGUUCAAGGCCAGGCUGGAUAGGGCUUUGAACAACCUGGUCAAGUGAAAGGUCCUGGCCAUGGCAGGUAAGUUGGAACAGGAUGAUCUUUAAGGGCCCUUCCAACUCAAACCAUUCUAUAAUUCCGUGCCUCCUCAGGGACAAGCAAGAAAGGGAAAACCCUUUAUCAGCUGAUGUCUAAUCCAACGUCUGACUUCAGAGGCUAACCUUUAUGGCCCAAAGUAAAUAUUUUUUUUUUUAAAUACAUACAAAGAGGAGAGAGAAUCAUCCAGACAAAUAUCUGGAGAAGAGCAAAUCUAUCACUAAUUAGUUGUGCUUUCUUUUCUUGUGUGGAUUUAACUAUGUCUUGAUAAUUGAACAUCAAGCAGAAUUAGACAUUGAGCACAAAUCUGCUUGUCAUGCUCAACAUGUAUUGCUACACUGAAUCAAAUGGUGCAGAUUUGACUCCAGUGAUCAGUGUCCCAUCUGGGCAAAUUACCCCCUGCCAUGUGGGACAAGACCCUGUUAUUCAAUCUGUCCAAAGAGCCUGCAGCUAGUUUAGUGUCAGCCCAGAGUAUUGCCAUGGGAGAGUUGCUGGCAUUUCUCACUCAGC